Molecule: messenger RNA, 3542 nt
Organism: Ostrinia furnacalis (Asian corn borer)
Lineage: Eukaryota; Metazoa; Arthropoda; Insecta; Lepidoptera; Crambidae
Gene: Spec2
Product: CDC42 small effector protein Spec2
Exons: 4
Coding region: 599-844 (81 amino acids)
Biological process (GO): regulation of Rho protein signal transduction
Cellular component (GO): plasma membrane
Molecular function (GO): small GTPase binding
Source: RefSeq, a predicted model, not a curated record
CUCCACGCGACAGUACCCUGCAGGACUCCGCGAGAGGAGCACGCGCGUGUCAGCCCCGCCGGUACAUUAUCAUUAACCAUUAACACGUUAAUCAUUAAGACACUUGCCUGAGAGGCUGCUGUGCAACCCGUUAAAAUAUUUGUGUUAUCUCCAGAACCGUGUUUUGUACCAAACAGUGCGUGAACGAUACAUUUUCCAGAGGAUUUCAUUUUUAUAAUAUCUUAUCGGGGAAUCAUGCCAUCAUCGCUAUCACGGCGGAGAUCAGCGGAGAGACACGACGCCAUUUGAAUUCGAGAUACCAUCCCUCACGGAGGAUCAUCUCCGAGCACCUCCGUGCCAUUCCGACCAUAGACGACGCGAGCGCCUGGCUGCGUUCGGAAAAUUCAAUUUUGAAAAAAGAAUAAAUCGAGACACGAAACUUAACACUCGUGUACCUACGCCUACGCCUUAUAAAAAAAACAAAACCCGAAUUCAAAAUUUAAAAUUUGAAAAAGGAACAUAGUGCCAACAGAAGAAAACAAAAAGGUUCGUUUACACAGCGCGUGUGUAAUCGUACAGUGAGUGUGUGGUGUGGACUAAAUUUGUGAAAGACACUAAGAUGGCCAGCACUGGUGGUGAGAUCUGGCUGCAGUGGUUCGCGUGCUGCUACCAGCCGGCGGCGCAGGCGCAGCGCACGCGCCGGAGAAUAGACAGGUCUAUGAUCGGCGCGCCUACGAACUUCCAGCACACAGGACACAUAGGGUCGACAGACGUGGACAUGCCGUCAUCGCUGCUCCACUCCAUCCAGAACCAGAUGCAGAGCAAAGGCGGCUACGAGAUGGCGUAUGGUGUUAAGGUUUAUUGAUCGAAAAGCGGCGCCGGUAUGGACGCUUGUGGCAAAACAGAGUGAUGUUUAUUGUGGUCACUGUAUUGUCCUAGGCAGGCCCGCAGGCUGAGUGUACAUAGAAACGUUAAGUUAGCUUCGGUCACUUAUAGUUUAAAAUCUACUUUAAACAAUCAGUUGCUAGAUACAAAAUGCGGUUAACCACAGUGAGUGAUAGAUCCCUUGUAGCCCUUUGGAAUGUUUUUUAUUUUUCAACGAAAUUGUAGAGUUACAUUUAUUACGUCGGAUUGACCCAGUGGUUUGGUAUUAAAAUUGGUUUAAAAUUAAACUCUUAAUAAAAAGAGUAAAAUUAAGAGAACUAGUAGUUACUAGAUAAUAGAGUCAAUAACAAAUUGUGUUUAACUCUUACAAGUCGGUUAUUUAAUUAAUUUUAAAACUGUCCUACAGUCCUUUCUAUCCACAGAAAAGCUAAAACUGCAAAUUAUUUAAUGCAAUUAUUACUGAGAACGCAAUCGUUGCAAACUUGCAAUCCUGAAAAAAAUAUUUUCAGCGAUUUUGUGGCCGAUGUAACAUUUUACUAUAGUGAUCGAAGCACAAUCAAAUGAAAUUAAUGCAAGUUACCUAUUUGAUUUACGAAGGAACUAUGUUUCUGUUUAUGAUCUUUGUUUAAUGUAAUGGAAAUAUUUAGCAAAAUUAGAAUACCUACUUGCGCAUUCUAGCACAUAAAUGUACUUAUUGAAACUAUUGAAAUACAUAUAAAAGCCUGUAAGUUUCAGGAUUUUUCGGUGCAUUUUUACUUUAUUAACAGCCAUAACUCGAUGUAGACAAUUUAAAGUUUUAUCCUGUUACGAAUAAACUUAUUAUAAAAGGAGGAUAUAAUGUUUUGUUUGCUUGUUUCUAGAGACACUUUACAAAUGGCAAUAAACACAUUACCACUCUUUGACGUCGCGCAGUCGGGUAAAAAAAGAAGUCAAAACACUGUGUCAUUUGCGUUUAUUUGUAAGAGGGUAGAAUAUUUCAAUACUCGAAUUAUUAUGACAAAGGUUUAAUUUAUACACAACCACAAUUUUAUGUACUUUAGUCCUGUGUCUCCUUAUAAACGUGACAACAGUCUUAUGUAAAAAGUGUGUUCUAGUAUAGUUUCUAUCUCCAAUGUAAUUUUAAUGUAAUCUUAUAGAAUUAAGAAUAAAAUAAACCGCGAACCAACAGACUAGCCUUUCCUUUUCCUAAAUGAAUAUUAGAAUUUAUUGUUAGUUACUGAAAGUGAAGGGAAAUUCUUGUUUACGAAUGUACAUAAUGUUAGCUGAUAAAUGAUCCAUUUUACAAUCUAAACUUUUAACGAGAAGUUUAGGUAAAUAAAUAGCUAAUUUUUCAAUCGUUGGUUAACUUAUCUGAAGAAUUAAUUUGGCACAUUGACAGUUUCAGUAUGGGAAAUAUGUAUCCACAAUACAUCUUCAAUUAACAUAUUUCUUUAUAAUAUCAAUAUACUCGUAAUAAUGUCAACUCUACCUUGCACGAAUUCCGUCGAUACUGCCUUUUUAAAUGUAUUUUUAUAUAAUUGUUAGAUAAUAUUAAAUGUGUAUGUACCGUUUUUUGUGUCUCUCUGAACUUACUUAGGUCUUCCUUAGGUACCUUGCCUAAAUACUAUUUAUUUAUGUUUCUAAAUUACUAUUUACCUUUUCACCGAUGUUCUUAUGACUUAUAAAAUAGUUUUAUUAUAUUUAGCAAUAAACGUGAAUAUUAAUAUUAUUAUACUUGCUUACAUUAUUAUUUCUUCGACUAUUUAUUAUGAAUAUAUCAGAAUAUAGUGUAUUCGCCAGUUCUGCUCAAUACAUAGUUGACCGUUGGUGUCAUUUUUUAAACAUUUAGUCUGAAAUAAGUUAUUCUCAUAAACUCUUAGAUUAAUAAAGCAUAAACUAUAGUUAUUCUUAUUACAAUUUUCAAUGAAUCGACUUUUUCUAAUCUUUUUUAAAUUCAUAUGAUUAUGUCCUAAGUAGUUGUUGUUUGCGAAUUUUUUGUAUGGAUUAUUCUAUUGUAUAAUAUAAUAAAUACUUAUGAAAAUGGUCUUCUUGCCCGAUCCGUUUUGGGCACUGAUUGACUUAAAAUACUACAGAGACUGAAGUCGGAAUAUUUAUGCUAAAAAUUACGUUAUAAAAUACUACAUGAUUGAAAUUAAAUAGUAUUUUAUAAUGUAAAACAAACUAUACUAUGUGUAAAGACUGUUAUUCUGACGAUCGUGAGCUUAGUUGGUUUGAUUCAAUAAACAAAAUGCAAUAUUUGUUAGGCAAUACUUUCUACAAUGAUAGUUUCUGAAUGCAAUUUUUGUUAGCGUGUCUCAUUUAGUAGAGAUUUAAACAUGUUUUAUGUACACUGGUAAAUAAUAUGUAAUAGUAAAACAGUACCAUACCGUAGUACCGUAUACUGUGCUCAUUAACUCUUUUUGACGAGGUUUCAGAACAUACCUAAUAGCUCUAACUUUUGCAAAACUUUGGAUAUUUUAAUGCCCUUUCUUUUUAUUUCUUUAAAUUUUAGUAUCCUACUUUUAUGCCAUAGAUAGGUAAUAAAUACAUCAGGCCAGUGUUCCUAUUAUUCCCUAAUGUAAAACUGGACUUACUUAUAAUAUUAAUUAUGCAACCUAUGUAAGAAUGACAGUCUGUUAAAUGUAGAUAUAUGGCACUUAAUGAACAUGUGUCUCGAAAAACAUAAUUUUGUCCUUUUC